This is a messenger RNA of Amyelois transitella, 1483 nucleotides long. RefSeq lists its product as uncharacterized. The transcript has 7 exons. Gene Ontology annotation, molecular function: RNA binding. The record is from RefSeq and is a predicted model, not a curated record. Bases 428 to 1423 code for a protein of 331 amino acids. Lineage: Eukaryota; Metazoa; Arthropoda; Insecta; Lepidoptera; Pyralidae.
CAAGUCAAUAUCAUGAUUGUCAAACAGUGUCAAACAAACAAAACAUAUUUUUAUUGAAAACAAAAAUGAUCUUCGGAAAUAAAUUACUGUAGUUAAAAAUAUUUCUAUUAAUUUAUAGUUAUUACAGUGCCAGUCUUAUAGAGCUUUUAUGAAUACAUAGCUAAUAAUAUAACUAAUAAAACGACGGUUCCCAUUCCCUUACAAGUCCUUCAAAUGGACUUACAUUGGAAAAUAAAAGAAGUAUAAAAUAAAGUUCUCCUGUUUUUAGCGUUGAAAACCUUAUAUUUUUCUUAUGUGUAGACCUAUUACAUUUAAUUAUCGCGCUAUUUAAUACUUCAAUGUUAAAAUCUUGAAUGGGAAGUUUCGUCUAACCUCAAAGUUACACGUUUUGGAUAAGCACCUACUUUGAAUUAAUUUUGGAUUCACAAUGGUGAAAGCUGCAAGUUUGGAAACUGUUAAAAAUACACAAAAUUUACAAACAACUUCAUCACUAGUUACGAAGAAAAGAAGAUACAAAAAGAAAAAAGUUAACAGUUCAGUAAUCAAAGAUUUGAAAGCUGAAAAUGAGACAAACUUGGAACCAAAUCUCAAAGACACAGAAAACCAAGGAGAUGUGGACAAUGACAUCGGCUUACGGUACCCCAUCCUGAAGGACGAGCAGCUCGUGAAGAGGUUCCUAGAUGUGCCUAUGAACAAUAACCAAAAAGGACGUUUGCGUUUAGAAAUCAGAGACAAAUUGAAAGGUACUUCAGAUAUCAUUCUUCCGGACGUGAUAUACAACAGAAUUCAAACCAUACUGAAAGGCUCCACCAACUUGACGGACACCGAGCUGAGAAAGAUAAGGAUUCUGUACAACAUGUUGACCACAGCUUUGAAAACAGAUACUUCAAAGGAGAGUACAAAGAAAAAAAGUGAAAAGAAGAAAUCAAUUACAAAAAUAGAGAAUAAAAAGGAAAUUGUGAAAAAAGAUAAUGAAAAGAAGCCGCAGAUUAGUGAGAAGGUGAAAGGAAAGAAGCGAUAUGUAGUGUUCCUUGGGAAUUUACCACUGAACAUUGAUAAGGAGAAGAUAUUGGGCCAUUUCGCUGAGCUCGGCGAUCAAGUGAUUGACGUCCGCAUUCCUAAACUCAAGGAGGAGAGGAAGAGCGCCAUUGCUUAUAUGGAGCUCACCAAUGAACCAACUUUUGAGCUGGCGCUGUCUAAGCACCACUCGAUGCUGGGGACGAGGAGGAUUAAUGUGCUCUACACGACUCAGAAAAACGGGAAAAUCACAAAAGGCGAAGCAAAAAGUAAAUCGGCGAAGAUGAUAGCCCUGCAGAAGUCCGGCAAGCUGCUGGGCAGCAUCCCGGCCAACAGGAAGCGCAGCCACCGCCGCAUGAAGAUGAAGCAAGCUCUGGCCAAGCAACAGAAGAUGGAGAAUGCAUAGAUUUUUGUUUAGUAAAUUGUUUAAAAAUUUUUGAAACAAUUAUUAAAGUGUUGGAAUUUA